This is a messenger RNA of Rotaria socialis, 1002 nucleotides long. The record is from the annotation of a GenBank genome assembly. NCBI's taxonomy places the organism in Eukaryota, Metazoa, Rotifera, Eurotatoria, Philodinida, Philodinidae.
AUGAGUCGAUAUAAAUCAACAAAUAGUUCGCUUAAAAGUCAUCUAUCAACAUCAAGUCUUCCGAAAGAAGAAGUGAAUAUUGUUUUACUUGGAAAACAAACUGUUGGUAAAUCAGCAUUAGUUGUUAAAUAUUUAACUAAACGUUUCAUACGCGAAUAUGAUCCAUUUCUUGAAGACACGUACUGGAAACCAGAUGUUGUUGAUCAACAAGAAGUCCUUGUCAAGGUCAUGGAUACUUAUGGAAAAGAGGAUAAACGUUUACCUUAUUAUUUAAAAUGGGCCGAUGCUGUACUCAUUACAUAUAGUAUAACGCAACAAGAUAGUUUCGAAAUGGCACUUGCGUAUUUAGACGCGAUAAGUACCUAUUCGAAAAAUUUAACUGUAUCAACAAAUGAGCUUGUUAUUAUAUUACUUGGAAAUAAACUCGAUCUCGAACGGACUAGAGUCGUUCUGAAAUCCGAAGGCGAAUCAACAGCAGUUAAAUUUAGUUGUGCUUUUUGUGAAACAACAGCUGUUGAUGAUUACGAAUAUGUUCAACAGUUAUUUCAUCGUACUGUUCGCGAAGUACGAAAAGAACGUGAGCGUACGUUAAUUUCAAAUACGAUCGUCGAAGAGUCAAUAGCAACGGAAAUCAGUUCAAAUACGAAUUUUCCGUCUCCAUCAUCUUCUCAAUCAUCGAAUUCAUCAGUACACUUCUCAAUACCGAAUGAAACAGAAAAAAUUUCACGAUCCACUAUUCCACUACCACCACCAAUGCCAGCGAAACUUGCACAUAAGGCAGCACGAGCAGCUACAGUUAUGAAGCCUGAAUCUCAACCGUUAAUUAGUUCAUCGAAUAAAAGUUCAUCACUUUCAUCAUUAAAUAAAACAGGUUCAUUGCCAUCAGUGGACUCAUCAGCAACAUUAUCAUCGACAACAAUGCCAAAUCCUUCAUCGACAUCAUCGCCUACUAAACGAACACCAUCGAAAACAUCUUCUGUAUUUUCAAAGAUUUUUAAAUAA